Molecule: messenger RNA, 1244 nt
Organism: Eurytemora carolleeae
Lineage: Eukaryota; Metazoa; Arthropoda; Copepoda; Calanoida; Temoridae
Product: carboxypeptidase M
Exons: 15
Coding region: 76-1200 (374 amino acids)
Biological process (GO): proteolysis
Molecular function (GO): metallocarboxypeptidase activity; zinc ion binding
Source: RefSeq, a predicted model, not a curated record
ACAAAAAUUUAUCAAUUUUCUCUUUUGUUUAGACAGAGAUCACAGUCUAGUAGCUGCAUAGUUGAUCAAAUACGAAUGUGUGAGUAUGAAAACCAACGAGAGAUGGUGGACAGGUUGAUGCAGCUUCAGAGGAACUAUCCUAGUCUAGCCAAGGUUGGUGCUAUUGGAAAAUCCGUGGAAGGUCGGAGUCUAGUGUACAUCAAAAUAAGUGAAAACGUAAACCAGAGAAGUUUUCUUGAACCUAUGGUUAAAUAUGUUGGAAAUAUGCAUGGAGAUGAAGCAGUGAGUCGGCAGAUGCUUAUAUACCUAGCAGAGUACUUACUUAGCAGGUAUGGGUUUGACCAGAGGAUCACCAGUCUAAUAAACAACACGGAGAUAUUUCUUCUCCCCUCCCUCAACCCGGACGGAUUUGCUGAGGCUAGAGAAGGAAACUGCGGAACAAGUUCCGGGCGAGGAAAUGCAAAUGGCGUGGAUCUGAACCGGAACUUUCCACGGCAAUUUGACGAACCUCGCACCAGUAAUUUCAGGGCACUCAGCUUUGGUAGAGAAAAAGAGACUACUGCUGCAAUGGCCUGGAUUUUUAGCAAACCCUUUGUACUCUCGGCCAAUCUUCACGGCGGAGCAGUAGUCGCAAGCUAUCCUUUUGAUGAUAGUCCUAGCCAUCAGUCAGGGAAAUACUCUGCCUCCCCAGAUGAUCCAACCUUCAAGUAUCUUGCUACUGUUUAUGCCAGGAACCAUAGAACCAUGUCCAGCAAUAUCAAAUGCGAGCCAACUGAUAACUUUCCUAAUGGAAUAACAAACGGAGCAAGAUGGUAUGAUGUACCGGGGGGAAUGCAGGACUAUAACUAUGUACAUUCAAAUGCUUUGGAAAUUACAGUUGAACUAACAUGCUGUAAAUAUCCACCUGCUGCUACACUUGUAAGUCACUGGCUAGAUAACAGGAAUGCUCUGAUUGCAUAUUUGGAGCAAGUUCACACCGGAGUCAAGGGAGUAGUCAUGGAUUCAAGAGGAAAUCCUGUACCUGGAGCCGUUGUAGUUGUUAAUAGAGGGAAGUCAGUUAAAACAACAAACCAGGGAGAAUACUGGAGGGUUCUGUCUCCAGGCACCUAUACUCUAAUGGCUCAGCAAGGAGGCUCAUCUAGCGAGCCGGUCACUGUCAAUGUUAAACCUGGAGUUGCCAUUGUUAACUUUCAGUUGUAGAUCUGUGAGAGAAAAUAAAAUAAAAAAUUGUUGGGAAAAUAGAA